Molecule: messenger RNA, 372 nt
Organism: Paramuricea clavata
Lineage: Eukaryota; Metazoa; Cnidaria; Anthozoa; Malacalcyonacea; Plexauridae
Source: the annotation of a GenBank genome assembly
AUGUACAGAGGUGUGAGGAAACGCAGUACAAUCUACAGAGGUGUGAGGAAACGCAGUACAAUGUACAGAGAUGUGAGGAAACGCAGUACAAUGUACAGAGGUGUGAGGAAACGCAGUACAAUGUACAGAGGUGUGAGGAAACGCAGUACAAUCUACAGAGAUGUGAGGAAACGCAGUACAAUGUACAGAGAUGUGAGGAAACGCAGUACAAUGUACAGAGGUGUGAGGAAACGCAGUACAAUGUACAGAGGUGUGAGGAAACGCAGUACAAUGUGUGUUACUUUAUCAGCCAAAUUAUUAAAACUAGAGCAACAUCAAGAAACUUUCGCCGUCCAUAACUAUGAAAUCUGCGGCUUCCGGAGUUCACAAUAA